This is a messenger RNA of Tetranychus urticae (two-spotted spider mite), 2547 nucleotides long. Lineage: Eukaryota; Metazoa; Arthropoda; Arachnida; Trombidiformes; Tetranychidae. The record is from RefSeq and is a predicted model, not a curated record.
UUCUUCCUGAUUAUCUGUUUCUUAUUGUAAUUUUGCUUGAAAUAUUUAUUCAUAAUUCGGAAGAAUCUAUGAAGAUAAAAAAUUCAUUAAAUUGACAGUGAUUAUAUUGGUUUAUCCGUUUACAUUAGAUAAAGCUCUUUGGUUCUUCAGCUGUCUUUGACUCUAUUGCAUGGUUUUAGUCCAACCCGCCCAUAAAUUUUGGGAUCCGAAAUUACUGUUGCCAAUGAUUGAACUUCCACGCUCUUUGCUUUGUUUUAAUUAUUUUUUUCUCUUUUCAACUCAUUAUUUUGUCCUUUAUUUCAAGACAUCCAUCAUUGAAAUCAUUAAAUUCUGAUUAUUUUAACAUCAAUGUUCAAUAGAUAAGUAUCGAUUCCUGGAUCCGAUCCCUCAUCUGGCCAUUCAGGUUUCACUUAUUUCAUCGCCUUCGCAUCAUCACUGAAUCAAUUUUUAAUCGUAUCUUGUUAUGAGAAAUAAUCAUAUAUGGUAAUUCACAUGAUUAUUUCUCUUCAAAGACAAUGGAUGACACAGUUUCACCAUCGUCAAUGAUUUUUGAAGCAACUCGUUAUGGUGAAUUGGAUAAAGUGAAAGAAUUGGUUGAACAAGGCUUUGAUGUUAAUGAAAGGGACAAUGAAGAUGUUACUCUCCUCCAUUGGGCUGCUAUCAAUAAUCGAAUCGAGAUUGUCAAGUUUCUCAUCAUUAAAGGGGCGAUCAUUGAUGCUAUCGGUGGUGAAACCAAGUCCACACCACUUCAUUGGGCAACCAGUAUGGGACAUCUCAAAAUGGUUGUGUUAUUGAUGAAAAAUGGAGCUGAUCCGACAAUUAUGAGUGCAGAGGGUUAUAAUUGUCUUCAUCUCGCUGCUCAAUUCGGUAAAACUGGUAUUGUUGCCUACCUGCUUGCCAAAGGUGUCGACAUCAAUGUACCAGAUGCAUAUUUUGGACGAACUGCACUUAUGUGGGCAGCCUUUCGAACCACUACACAAGAUCCUGUUCGGUUGCUAAUAAACCUUGGAGCUAGUCUCAAUUUAUGUGAUAACAAAGAGAAUAAUACUGCUCUGCACUUCGCAAUUUACUCAAGAAACACCAAUGCUGUCUCCAAUCUGCUUAAUGCCGGAGCCAAUGUUUUUAUACAAAACGUACAUGGUGAUACUCCUCAAGAGAUGGCUAGACGUUUGAAUGUUACUUGGUUAGCUAAGAGAAUUGAAGAGUCUGCAGAAGAAAAGAAACUGCCUUCCAAACCCUGGUAUAUAAGAUUGUAUAAAGAUAAGAAAAUUUCAAACUACGCUUUAAGUAGUGUACCUUUUUUAGUUUAUUUUACUCUGGGAGCUGUUCUAAACUCAGAAUUAACUUAUUUUUGGAAAUCUAUAAUCUGGUCUGUUAUGGUUCUUGUCACAUGUAAAAUAAGUCAUCAUGAUGAUGUUUGCCAUUUUUGGCCCAUUUCAAUAUAUCUUGCUACAAAAUUUUGGCUUUAUGUUACUAUUGUUUUUUGGUUAAUAUUUUAUAUGCCUUCUUGGUUACUAAUAACAUGUUUGGGCUUCUCUACUUUACUAGUUUAUAGCUUUUAUAAAACAUGGAAAAGUAAUCCCGGUAUUAUAUUAAGUAACCGAGAAGAAAAAUUUAGAACAAUCAUUGAAUUAGCCGAGAAAAGUGAUUUUGACGCGGCUUGGUAUUGCUAUACCUGUCUUGUAAGAAGACCUUUACGGUCCAAACAUUGCACUUUUUGUAAUGUUUGUGUGGCAAAAUUUGAUCAUCAUUGUCCAUGGGUCAGAAAUUGUGUCGGAGCUGAUAAUCAUAAAUAUUUUGUGUGGUAUUUAACCUCAGUAGUUGCUAUGUGUUCCAUAUACAUCUAUACAUCAUUCCUCUUUUGGGAAUCUAAUAUUGAUCCAGAUAUUUCCGGAUUUUCUUACGUCGGAGAAGCCCUCAGAACUAAUGGCUGGGUAACUCUUGGCUUUUUUCUAUCUGUCCUUCAUUUCAUCUGGGUUUCUAGUCUAUUAGUUUGUCAAUUGUAUCAACUAUGCAUAUUGGGAAUGACCACCAAUGAAAGAAUGAAAUGUCAUAGGUAUCAUUAUUUCAUCAAAAGUCCACAAGGAGAUCCAAUCAGUCCUUUCCAUUAUGGUAUUCUUCGCAAUCUAUUUGAGUUCUGUGAUUGGCAUUGUAUCAAAUCAUUUCGUACACCAAAAUAUGACUGGAAAAGUAUUUACGAUCUUGACGACCUGAAAGAAAUUAAAUUGGUCUAAUCGAGUCAUCAAUUAUUUAUACUAUACACUAAACUUAGAAAUUUUUGAAACUCCAAAAAUUUAAAGGUUCACAUUACCUCCAUUUUAUUUACUUUACUCUAAACCUAAUCAUGAGUCCUGAUGCAAGGAAUAAUGACGAGUAAAGUGUUAACCUAAUCGUGCAACAAACCAUUCUUAUGAACUGAGAAAAUUAAGGAAAUUUGAUCUCAUUUUUUUCAUUUAUUAUUAAAAUUAUUUUUCAUUGUUUUUGCAUCUCCAUGCUAUGGACAAAGUUUGUUGAUUUUCUGAUGAUUAAACAUCACUUAAUAUUAAA